AUGAAGCCUUAUGAAUACGGCUUCCGCGUAUUUUUGUUAACCUUUUGUAUUGUGCUGGUGUCUGGGAGACAUGGAAUGCAGUUUUUCACCACUGCUUUUUAUAGAUUGGUUCUUAUUGGUGUUGGUGCUGGUGUGAGUUUGUCUGUGAAUAUUUGUAUUUACCCCAUUUGGUCUGGUGAGGAUCUCCACAAAUUGGUUGUAAAAAAUUUCCACGGAGUUGCCGCAUCUUUAGAAGAAGCUGAUUUGCUAGGCUUGUUAUUGUGGUAUAUUUUGUUAGGUUGUGUAAAUGGUUAUCUACAAUGUGUUGAAUAUGAGAGAGUUCCAUCUAAAAUUCUUGUAUAUCAAGCCUCUGAUGACCCUCUUUAUCAAGGUUAUAGAACAGCAGUGCAAUCUUCAAGCCAAGAAGAGACUUUGGUAGAUUUUGCAUUAUGGGAGCCACCUCAUGGUCCAUACAAGAUGUUCAAUUAUCCUUGGAGAAGCUAUGUCAAAGUUAGUGGAGCAUUGAGGCAUUGUGCUUUCAUGGUCAUGGCUAUGCACGGAUGCAUACUUUCAGAAAUCCAGGCACCUCCAGAAAAGAGGUUGGUAUUCUUUCAAGAACUUCAGAAGGUAGGCAUUGAAGGAGCUAAAAUAUUGCGACAACUAGGAAGCAAAGUCGAAAAGAUGGAAAAACUGAGCACAAGGGACAUUCUGAUAGAAGUUCAUGAGGCUGCGGAGCUAUUGCAGAUGAAGAUUGACAGUCAUUCAUUCCUCCUAAUCAAUUCAGAGAAUUGGGAAGCUGUAAGACAACAACAGUCUAAAGAAAAUGAACGAUCUGGCAAUUCGAUUAACGAGAAUAAUACGCAGUCAAUGACCAAUAAGUCGGGGGACGAUUCACAGCUACAACGUUCAAUGUCAGAAUUGAGUUUCGUGCAGAAUGCAAACAAGAGCUUAGUAGUUUGUUGCAAGACUUCAAAAUCUUGUGAUGAGUUUCAAGAUCUUAGUGAGAAGGCUAAUUUUAAAGAUCCAUUUGAUCAACCUAUUUUGAAGUGA
Molecule: messenger RNA, 1029 nt
Organism: Vicia faba (fava bean)
Lineage: Eukaryota; Viridiplantae; Streptophyta; Magnoliopsida; Fabales; Fabaceae
Source: the annotation of a GenBank genome assembly